This is a messenger RNA of Anarrhichthys ocellatus (wolf-eel), 3741 nucleotides long. Its product is annotated as post-GPI attachment to proteins factor 2-like. The record is from RefSeq and is a predicted model, not a curated record. The transcript is spliced from 4 exons. Gene Ontology annotation, biological process: GPI anchor biosynthetic process. NCBI's taxonomy places the organism in Eukaryota, Metazoa, Chordata, Actinopteri, Perciformes, Anarhichadidae. Gene Ontology annotation, cellular component: Golgi membrane; endoplasmic reticulum membrane. The coding region runs from base 1215 to 1769 and encodes 184 amino acids.
CCAGAGUGAAUGACAAAGCUGGUGGUAGGUGUGCCUGUUCUUUGCUCCGUGGCUCAGUGGUAGUUCAGAUGACGCUUGAACAUCAUGGGUCGGUCAACGGUUCGAUUCUUGUAUGAUGCAUAUUUCGACUAUUUUUAUGUCACCAGACAACAAAUCUUAUUUCCGUAAUGAAGAUGGAUAAUUGGUCGUGGUAAUGCUGUCGAAAUCCUAAAUAAAUACUCCAACAAGCCUCUCCAUCGUAAUGUUUCAACAGACACCCUAACCCCUGCGUGUAGUUAUUAAAUGUCGGUCCCUCUAGUAACAAAACGAGAGUUGCCAGUCAUGUCUAAUCUGGAUGAAUGUGUGCUGCACAGUGUAGAAUAUCAUUCACAUAAGAUGCAUGUCCGUAGUCUUUAAUAUAACACAUAAGCGAUGUGAGAGAGCCUACAGAAGUUAGAUCACAGCUUCCCACAGUUGAGUCAUCUGUACGCUGUGUUUGAGCUCAUAUGUUUAACUCACAGGCUGUAUGGAUGCACAGACAGGUAUAUCGGUCUCAAAUCGACUUGACAUGAGAUUAAUAACGAUAUAUGAUACAAAUAUAAGACGGUCAACAGAGCGUUUCUUAAAGGAUUUAUUGACGUAAGUAUUUUGUAUUGACGUAAGUAUUUUGUAUUGACGUAAGUAUUUUGUAUUGACGUAAGUAUUUUGUAUUGACGUAAGUAUUUUGUAUUGACGUAAGUAUUUUGAACAGGCAUUGACACCUACCACCAGCUUUGUCAUUCACUCUGGUCCUCGUUAUGUGUCCUCGGAAUCUCAACCACAGCCUCGCGAACGAGUAGUACAUUUUCCAGCAAAGUGUUCCGUUUAUAUUCUAUCAAAAGAAACCGUAGAAACUACGUGAAAGACAGAAGCGAGGCGAAACGAUCGAAAUAUUUAUUUCCUGUUUAUUCUACGUGGGUCCUGAAAUGCCACUCCUACCACACAUCUGCCUCAGGCACUCCCACAUUACAAGUUAAUUCAAAACCAGUUAAUAUCGCACACCGGUGACUUGGAGCAAAGUUCAGGUAGAGAAUCGAUAAAACAAAUAACGGAACAAAAACAGAUAAAGUAUGUCCCCGUUAACUCCCGAAGCUAAGCUAACAGGGUUAGCUCUUUUAGGCUAAACUCAAGCUAAAGGUAAACAAAUGCGCGUGAAGCGGAGUACCUGGUCGCACGAGCCUGCGGAGCUGUAAAGGAUGCUCCAGGGGCCGUACGGCAGCCUGGACCGGGACCAGCCCCUCGUCCGGCUCCCUUUCACCAGCUUCGCGGUGGGGACGGUGCUGCUCCCUCUGACCGGCCUCAUCGCCUGCCUCUUCAUCUCACUCGUGUACCACUUUGAGGAUGCCACGUACACACACUGUCAUGUGUCAAACUACCUCCCGUCCAUCAGCGGCGCCAUCAGCCUCGUCCCUGAGCGCUACAUCUGGCGCUGCUGCGUCGGUCUUCACUCGGCACCGCGCUACCUGGUGUCCGUUGCCUAUUUCAGCUUCUACCGCGGCCGCUUCUCCAAGAGGCUGCCGGAACUGCUGCUGAGCGGGCUGGCUCUCCUCUGCAGCCUCACCGAGAACACCGGCCUGUUGCUGCUCACGUACGUGUCGUCCACCGAAACCUACAGUGCUCAUAAAAACGGUUUCGUCGUGUUCAUCGGGAGCUCGUUGCUGCACAUGCUCAUUACGUGCCGACUGUGGCAGGUGAUCAGGAGACACUAUGUGAACCCGGAGGUAAACAAACAUUCACCACCUGAAACCUAGCUGCUCUGAGCCGAACGCACCGCACGACAUCAACGCUCCAUGUCACCGUUAUUUUACCUUACUCACCAUUAUUUACCUGCAUAUCUCCAACGGGCCUGUAGAUCAUAAACUAACAUGUUUAUGUUAUCAUCAUCAACAACUUUGUCUUUGUACUUUGUUAUAAUAAUCUCUAGUGUUCACAUUCAUCAAACCCAAACAACAGCUGCUAAAAACACUUAAUAUCAAUAUUUAUACAACAUUAUAUUUGAUCAGGUUCUGUACAAACCUUCAGCAGUGCUGAGCUUCACCUGCAGAGGGUGCCACUGAGCUAAAGAUCCACCUCCUGAGCACAGAGCUGGUCCUUUGAAUCCACAUUCAUUCAGACCUACUAGACUCUGGGGAUCCGUGAAGAGUGCUUGAGGACGCGCCCUAAUAACUUCAAAGGUGCUUGAGGAGUUCGGUUCUUGUUUAGGCCCCAGUCGUACUUGAGGAGGUUCUUUGGGUUCUUGAGGAGGACCAUGUGGUUCAUGAGGUGGUUCUAGUGGACCCAGAAGAGUGUUCAUGGUUCGUGGUGAUUUUUAGGGAUUCUUGAAAAGAUUCUGUGGUACUUGAUUAAAUGAGGACAUUCUAAGAAGUAGCAGUGGUGCUUCAGCGGUCCUUGAAGAGGAUUUAGGAGUUGAGGAGAGGAUUUAAGAGGGCCUCGAAGAGGUCCAAUGUUACUUGAGGAGGUUCUUCGGGUUCUUGAGGAGGACCAUGUGGUUCCUAAGGUGGUUCUGAUGCCCUCUUUAAGGUUCUAGUGGACCCAGAAGAGUGUUCAUGGUUAGUGGUGUUUGAAAUAGUUCAAGGAGUGCUUGAAGUGUCCUCACGUCGCCCGUAGUGGACAUUAAGGAUGAUUCAGGGAAGGUUCUGUUGGUCCUUGAGUGCUCAUGGAGGUUUUUAGGGAUCCUUGAGCAGAGUUCCCCGUGGUGGUUUUGGGAAGUUUUUUGAGGAGCUUGUAGAGCAAAGCUUGUUUCUGGGGUCAUUGAAGAGGUUCAAGGAUUGCUUGAUGACAUACUAACAAGUACAGAAGGUACAUCGGGGGUCCUUGAAGAGGAUUUAGGAGUUGAGGAGAGGAUUCAAGAGAGCUUGAAGAGGUUCUUGAGGAUGUUUAAUGAAUAUGUUACUAGGCGUUGUGGUCUUGAAGAAGAGUGCUGCUCAGACCGCGAGGUCCUCCAGGAGGUUUUGGGGUCAAUGUUUGUGUCUUUCCCACAAACUGAUGUCUUGUAGUUUCAGAUAAGGACGAUCAGGUCUUUACAUCAACAGUCAUUAGAAACCAUGAAGACAUUCCAGAUGGAACUUCUGUCUGAAGGAUUAUUUCGGUGCUUCCCUGUUUCACUUCAGCUCCGGUACUUCCUGUUUGCUCGCGUCAUGUGACCGCUGAGCUUCCAGGAAUCCUCCACCAGCUGAUUAAUAUUAAUAUUUAAUGCGGUCAGUAUUCCCACACAUCCUGGAGAACCUUUGAUUAUUUAACCCGUUGAACACUCUGCUCUCCUGCGUCAUAAUAACUGUUUUAUGAUAAAAAUAUUAGUUUUAUGCGUCUUUAAAUUUAGUUAGUUGCUCGUGUGUUCUCAGGUUUUCAUCACAGUAAAUAUCUGUGUUUUGAUUGGAUGAUGAGACAUCCUGAGACUUAAUAAUUACCACUAAGUGAAUUAAAAGUAUGCUGAAUCAUCUAUAAGAAGCUCCUGUUUGCAGUUUAUCCUUAAAUGUCGUGUCAACGAUCACCGGAUCACUGAAGAAAACUUCAAAACAUGAAGAUUCUCAGGGAACUUCUGCAGUUUAAUUAAGAAGUCUUUUAUUGAAUAAAAUGGCGACAACAUUGUUUUGUUUUUACUAUCAGAUAUUUCUGGUUGUUAAAGAACCAAAGCGUCACCAGAUAACAGAUUUACAUUAUUGAUCCAUUUAGUCAGAUACCUUCCAGCUAUUCUGAUAAUCGAUUAAUUGUCCUUUUUAAAGA